GCCUGCUGGAUUUUCUCUCUGUGUUUAUAUGCCGGCCAGAGGGUCACCUUGGAUCAGUCAUUGGCUUCACUUGCAGCGGUUUGGUGUGGUUCUUUUCGGCGCCGUGGCGUUUUGAAAAAUAGGGAAAACUUUCACGGAAGAGAGAAGUGUUCAGCGGUUCGAGAUGAAUACCAGAGACGCCCUUUUGUCGAUGAUAUCGCCUCCGGCGGCAGACUCGGGCAACAAAGUCACGGUGGUUGGCGUCGGGCAAGUAGGGAUGGCCUGCGCCUUCAGCAUUUUAUCCCAAGGAGUGUCGAGCGAUGUGGUUCUGGUCGAUGUCAUGGAGGAUAAACUCAAAGGUGAGAUGAUGGACCUGCAACACGGCGCCCUCUUCCUCAAAAACGCCACCAUCACGGCGAGCAAAGACUACAGCGUCACCGCGGGCUCGAAGCUCUGCAUCAUCACCGCGGGUGUGCGUCAGAAAGAGGGCGAAUCGAGACUGAACCUCGUGCAACGGAACACGGACGUGUUGAAACACAUCGUGCCCAAUCUCGUGAAAUACUCCCCUGACACUAUCUUGCUCGUAGUGAGCAAUCCCGUGGAUAUUCUGACGUACGUCGCUUGGAAGCUGAGCGGUUUGCCCAAGAACAGAGUCAUCGGGUCCGGUACCAAUCUGGACACCUCCCGGUUCAGGUUCUUGGUGUCCCAGAAGCUCGGGGUGUCACCUGGUAGCGUCCACGGCUGGAUUAUCGGCGAGCACGGCGACUCUAGCGUGGCCAUUUGGUCGGGGGUCAAUGUGGCCGGAGUGCGCCUGAGGGAAAUCAAUCCCGCGGUGGGGACGGACAGGGACCCGGAAAACUGGAAAGACGUCCACAAGCAGGUGAUAUCGUCCGCGUACGACGUGAUCAAGCUCAAGGGCUACACCUCGUGGGCUAUUGGGCUCAGCGUCGCCUCUUUGGCCUCCAGCAUCUUGAGAAACUCGAAUAACGUUCACGCGGUCUCCACUUACGUCAAGGGGCAACACGACAUAGUGCACGACGUGUUCCUGUCUGUCCCAUCGGUCCUGGGAGAAAAUGGCGUCUCUUACAUAGUCAAGCAACAGCUCAACGGAGACGAACACGAAGCGCUACUAAAAUCCGCAAAUUUAAUGUCCGAAGUGCAAGAGGGCCUCAAGUUUGACUAAGCGACGAACAAAUACCAUAUACUUCCGUGGCCACUACUAAUUUUACUUAGAACGUAACUGCACCACUACUAAGGCACCUCUUUAAGAUUUAAAUUCGUAAAUUAAAAUUAAUUUUCGUCGGUAGUGCCAACUACUGGAUAAUUUUAAUCGGUAAAACCAUGGCGAUACAAGGAACUACCUCGAUGCGUUGCCCGAUCUGCAUUUAUAACCUCAUUUUUGAUCCCAUGGUUACAAAAAAAGAAGAAGAAGAAUAACGUUAUUUUCCGCAAAACCCCAAAAUUUCGUUGUUCCUAACCUAAAAUCUUUGUGUAAUUAUUUAUUUUGUAGCGUAUUUAGCACGUAACUAAUAUUACCAAAAAAAAGU
Messenger RNA from Cylas formicarius (sweet potato weevil), 1526 nucleotides. Its product is annotated as L-lactate dehydrogenase-like. The record is from RefSeq and is a predicted model, not a curated record. NCBI's taxonomy places the organism in Eukaryota, Metazoa, Arthropoda, Insecta, Coleoptera, Brentidae. Gene Ontology annotation, cellular component: cytoplasm. Gene Ontology annotation, molecular function: L-lactate dehydrogenase (NAD+) activity. The transcript is spliced from 6 exons. Bases 164 to 1162 code for a protein of 332 amino acids. Gene Ontology annotation, biological process: carboxylic acid metabolic process.